Molecule: messenger RNA, 2031 nt
Organism: Verticillium nonalfalfae
Lineage: Eukaryota; Fungi; Ascomycota; Sordariomycetes; Glomerellales; Plectosphaerellaceae
Gene: FCJ1
Product: Formation of crista junctions protein 1
Exons: 2
Coding region: 1-2031 (676 amino acids)
Biological process (GO): cristae formation
Cellular component (GO): MICOS complex
Source: RefSeq, a predicted model, not a curated record
AUGUUGCGAACAUCGAUUCGGUCAGCAAGGGCGAUUGGCCGCGCCCCUACUGCGUCCGCAGUCGGCCGCCAAUGGCAUGUCGCCGCCCUCCGUGCCAGCUCCAGGCACUUUGCCGACAGCAGGAAGCCCGAUCCUGUCUCCCAGCCCGUCAAGCUGCCGACCAUUGAGACCAACACAGCCAAGGAGAGCAAGCCUCCCAGACUCGUCGAUCCCGAGCCUACCAUUCCCGCCGACAACAUUCCCCUGACGCCGCCUCCUCCUCCGCCUGCGACCAAGCCUCUUCCCGACACGGUGACGUCGACAACCUCAACGACGACGACGACGACGACGCCGCCUCCUCCCCCCCCUCGGGCCGCGCCUCCGAAGAAGGGCUUCUUCCGCCGUCUGAGGAACCUUGUGCUGACCCUCGCCGUCCUCGGUGCUCUCGGCUUUGGUGGUGGUGUCAUGUACUCGAGGAUCAAUGACAACUUCCACGACUUCUUCACCGAAUAUGUCCCCUUUGGCGAGCAGGCCGUGCUCUACCUUGAGGAGAUGGACUUCCGCAGGCGCUUCCCCAACAUCUCCGACAGGAUCAGCAGGACCCGCGACACCGGCGCCCAGGUGACCAUUCCUGCCCAGAGCGGCGCCUCGUGGAGGGUCGCCGACAACGGCCAGCCCACUGGCCGCCAGUCGAGCGCUGUUGAUAAGUCCUCGGACAAGGUCGCCGCCGUGAAGAAGCCAGCGCCUCCUGCGGCGCCCGCCCCGACCCCCGAGCCCAAGCCCGCCCCUGUCGCCGAGAAGCCUGUCGCUCCCGUCGAGGCCCCUGUCGAGGUCAAGGCCGCCCCCGUCGCUUCCAAGCCCGCCAAGGCCCAGUCGACCGAGGCGUUCCGCGCCCCCGAGGUCAACGAGCCCUCGAGGCUGCCGCCCAUUGCGCCCAUUGACCCCCUCAAGGUCAACGACGCCAUGGAGCCCCUGGUCCAGGACCUCGUCCACAUGCUGAACGACAUCAUCACCGUCGUCAACGCCGACAAGGCGCAGGGCCGCUACGGUGCCACUAUUGACAAGGCCAAGACCGAGCUCAACAAGGUCGGCGGCAAGGUCAAGGACGUCCGCGGCGAGGUCGAGAAGAAGGCCGCCGAGGAGGUCCGCCAGCGGAUCAACGAUUUCGACGCCGCCGCCGACGCCCUCGUCAAGCGCGUCGAGGCCGCCAUGGCCGCCCAGGAGGCCAACUGGCGAGGCGAGUUUGAGGAGGAGAUGAAGCGCGUCAAGAACAGCUACGACGAGCGCGUCAAGGUCCUCCUCGAGCGCGAGAAGCAGCUCGGCCACCAGCGCCUCGAGAACAGCCUCCUCGAGCAGGCCCUGGCCCUGAAGAAGGAGUUCACGGGCGAGGUCCGCAAGCGCGUCGAGGACGAGCGCGACGGCCGCCUCGGCAAGCUCAACGACCUGUCGGCCGCCGUCGCCGACCUCGAGAAGCUGACGGUCGGAUGGAACGACGUCGUCGACACGAACCAGCGCACGCAGCAGCUGCACGUCGCCGUUGAGGCCGUGCGCGCCAGCCUCGAGAGCGGCAGCGUCCACCCGCGCCCCUUUGUCCGCGAGCUCGUCGCCCUCAAGGAGAUUGCCGCCGACGACGCCGUCGUCAACGCCGCCAUCGCCUCCAUCAACCCCUCGGCCUACCAGCGCGGCCUGUCGACGUCGGCGCAGCUCGUCGACCGCUUCCGCACCGUCGCCGGCGAGGGCCGCAAGGCCUCGCUGCUGCCCGACGACGCCGGCGUCGCCAGCCACGCCUCGAGCUGGGCCCUCAGCAAGGUCAUGUUCAAGAAGCAGGGGCUCGCCACCGGCGACGACGUCGAGAGCAUCCUCACCCGCACCCAGACCUACCUCGAGGAGGGCGACCUCGACGCCGCCGCCCGCGAGAUGAACGGCCUGCAGGGCUGGGCCAAGACGCUGAGCAAGGACUGGCUCGGCGAGGUGCGCAAGGUGCUGGAGGUCCAGCAGGCGCUCGACGUCAUCUCGACGGAGGCGCGGCUGCAGAGCCUGAGGGUCGAGUAA